This is a messenger RNA of Malus domestica (apple), 963 nucleotides long. NCBI's taxonomy places the organism in Eukaryota, Viridiplantae, Streptophyta, Magnoliopsida, Rosales, Rosaceae. The record is from RefSeq and is a predicted model, not a curated record.
AUGGCUGCAUCUCUCGCGCACAAUCACAGCUCUUACCUCUACAACUCCACCUCCUCGCCACUGAGCCUUUUACGAAAACGAGCCGCUGAGCCCAAAGCAAACCAAAGCUCCGACCAGCCGAAGUUUCCUAAAUUGGUUCGUGGAAUCCGAAAACUUUCGAAGAAUCCGAGCACCUGGAUUAAACCCCUCAACAACUAUGCGCUCAAACAGGCUCUUCGGGAGUAUGUUGAAUCUGGAUCCAUGGAGGAUGCACUCUGGGUGUUCGAGAAAAUGUCCCAUUCAGAUACGUAUUACUGGAAUGUUAUGAUUAGAGGUCUCGCUGAUAAUGGGUUGUUCCGGGAGGCGAUUGAUUUUUAUCAUAGUAUGCAAAGGGAAGGUGUUCGAGCUGAUAAUUAUACCUACACAUUUGUGAUCAAGGCUUGUGGUAGGUUGUUAUCGUUGGAUGUAGGGCAAAAGGUUCAUGGGAAGUUGUCUAAGGUCGGUUUGGAUUUGCAUGUUUAUGUCGGUAACUCGCUUUGUGCUGCGUAUGCGAAACUUGGUUGUAUAGAGUAUGCAGAGAGAGUGUUUGAUGAAAUGCCUGUUAAAUACUUGGUUUCUUGCAAUUCUAUGAUUGGCGGGUAUGCUGCUGUUGGGGAUUGUUGGAGGGCGAUGGUUUGUUUUCAGGAAAUGCAGGUGCUUGGGAUGAAGCCUGAUAUAUUCAGUAUGAUUGGCAGUCUUAAUGCUUGUGCUAUUGAGUGCUUUCUCCAACCCGGGAAAGAAAUCCAUUGCCAGGUGCUGAAAUGUAUGCUUGAAUCAGAUGUCAUGGUGCAGACCUCGCUUAUUGAUAUGUACCACAAAUGUGGUAGAGUGGAACAUGCAGAGAGGUUGUUUGAUGAGAUUUGCACCAAGAAUGUUGUGGUUUGGAAUGCCAUGAUACGUGGGUAUACUCAAAAUGCUCGUCUGCUUGAGUCACUUUCUUGCUAG